Molecule: messenger RNA, 4764 nt
Organism: Propithecus coquereli (Coquerel's sifaka)
Lineage: Eukaryota; Metazoa; Chordata; Mammalia; Primates; Indriidae
Gene: SIK2
Product: salt-inducible kinase 2
Exons: 17
Coding region: 68-2836 (922 amino acids)
Biological process (GO): intracellular signal transduction; protein phosphorylation; microtubule cytoskeleton organization
Cellular component (GO): cytoplasm
Molecular function (GO): tau-protein kinase activity; protein serine/threonine kinase activity; magnesium ion binding
Source: RefSeq, a predicted model, not a curated record
AGCCGAGCCGCGCCGCCAGCCCGCCAGUCCGCGCUCCUGUCCGCCGUGUCUAGCAGCGGGGCCCAGCAUGGUCAUGGCGGAUGGCCCGAGGCACUUGCAGCGCGGGCCGGUCCGGGUGGGGUUCUACGACAUCGAGGGCACGCUGGGCAAGGGCAACUUCGCCGUGGUGAAGCUGGGGCGGCACCGGAUCACCAAGACGGAGGUGGCGAUAAAAAUAAUAGAUAAAUCUCAGCUGGAUGCAGUGAACCUUGAGAAAAUCUACCGAGAAGUACAAAUAAUGAAAAUGUUAGACCACCCUCAUAUAAUCAAACUUUAUCAGAAGAUGGAAACAAGAAGUAGAUUUUAUCUGUUAAUUAAGGUGGUGAGAGGAGGUGAUAUUUUUAACUAUCUUGCUAAUCAUGGCCGGUUAAAUGAGUCCGAAGCCAGGCGAAAAUUCUGGCAAAUUCUGUCUGCUGUUGAUUAUUGUCAUGGUCGGAAGAUUGUGCACCGUGACCUUAAGGCUGAAAAUCUCCUGCUGGAUAACAACAUGAAUAUCAAAAUAGCAGAUUUCGGUUUUGGAAAUUUCUUUAAAAGUGGUGAACUACUGGCAACGUGGUGUGGCAGCCCCCCAUAUGCAGCCCCAGAAGUCUUCGAAGGGCAGCAGUAUGAAGGACCACAGCUGGAUAUUUGGAGUAUGGGAGUUGUUCUUUACGUCCUUGUCUGUGGAGCUCUGCCUUUUGAUGGACCAACUCUUCCGAUUUUGAGGCAGAGGGUUUUGGAAGGAAGAUUCCGGAUCCCAUAUUUCAUGUCGGAAGAUUGUGAGCACCUUAUUCGAAGGAUGUUGGUCCUAGACCCAUGCAAACGGCUAACCAUCGCUCAAAUCAAGGAGCAUAAAUGGAUGCUCAUCGAAGUUCCUGUACAGAGACCUGUUCUCUACCCACAAGAGCAAGAAAAUGAGCCAUCCAUCGGGGAGUUUAAUGAACAGGUCCUGCGAUUGAUGCACAGCCUUGGAAUAGAUCAGCAGAAAACCAUUGAGUCUUUGCAGAACAAGAGCUAUAACCACUUUGCUGCCAUUUAUUUCUUGUUGGUGGAGCGCCUGAAAUCACACAGGAGCAGUUUUCCAGUGGAGCAGAGACUUGAUGGCCGCCAGCGCCGGCCUAGCACCAUCGCUGAGCAAACAGUUGCCAAGGCACAAACCGUGGGACUCCCAGUGACCAUGCAUUCGCCGAACAUGAGACUGCUGCGCUCUGCCCUCCUCCCACAGGCCUCCAACGUGGAGGCCUUUUCCUUCCCAGCGUCGGGCUGUCAGGCGGAAGCAGCAUUUAUGGAAGAAGAAUGUGUGGACACUCCAAAGGUAAACGGCUGUCUGCUCGACCCUGUGCCUCCUGCCCUGCUGAGGAAGGGCUGCCAGUCGCUGCCCAGCGACAUGAUGGAGACCUCCAUUGACGAAGGAUUAGAGACAGAAGGAGAGGCCGAGGAAGACCCCAGCCACUCCUUCGAGGCAUUUCAGUCCACACGCAGUGGGCAGAGGCGGCACACUCUGUCUGAAGUGACCAAUCAGCUGGUCGUGAUGCCUGGGGCAGGGAAAAUUUUCUCCAUGAGUGACAACCCCUCCCUUGACAGUGUGGACUCUGAGUAUGAUAUGGGGUCUGUUCAGAGGGACCUGAACUUUCUGGAGGACAACCCUUCCCUUAAGGACCUGAUGGUAGCCAAUCAGCCCUCACCCCGCAUGACAUCUCCCUUCAUAAGCCUGAGACCCACCAACCCAGCCAUGCAGGCUCUGAGUGCCCAGAAACGAGAGGCCCACAACAGGUCGCCAGUGAGCUUCAGAGAGGGCCGCCGGGCAUCGGACACCUCCCUCACCCAAGGAAUUGUAGCAUUUAGACAGCAUCUUCAGAAUCUGGCUAGAACCAAAGGAAUUCUAGAGCUGAACAAAGUGCAGUUGCUGUAUGAACAGAUAGGAUCAGAGGCAGACCCAUCAGCUGCUCCCCAGCUCCAAGACCUUGCCAGCAGUUGCCCUCAGGAGGAAGUUUCCCAGCAGCAAGAAAGUGUCUCCACUCUCCCGACCAGCGUGCAUCCUCAGCUGUCCCAGCGGCAGAGCCUGGAAUCCCAGUACCUGCAGCACAGACUCCAGAAGCCCAGCCUUCUGUCAAAGGCCCAGAACACCUGCCAGCUUUACUGCAAAGAACCACCGCGGAGCCUUGAACAGCAGCUGCAGGAACACAGGCUCCAACAGAAGCGACUCUUCCUCCAGAAGCAGUCUCAGCUGCAGGCGUAUUUUAAUCAGAUGCAGAUAGCGGAGAGCUCCUACCCACAGCCAAGUCAGCAGCUGCCCCUUGCCCGCCAGGAGAGUCCUCCACCGUCUCAGCAGGCGCCCCCAUUCAGCCUGACCCAGCCCCUCAGCCCCGUCCUGGAGCCCUCCUCCGAGCAGAUGCAAUACAGCCCUUUCCUCAGCCAGUACCAGGAGAUGCAGCUGCAGCCCCUGCCCUCCACGCCGGGUCCCCGGGCUCCUCCUCCACUGCCUGCGCAGCUGCAGCAGCAGCCGCCACCGCCGCCGCCGCCACCGCCGCCACAGCAGCCAGGAGCUGCCCCAGCCCCCUUACAAUUCUCCUAUCAGACUUGUGAGCUGCCAAGCGCCGCUUCCUCCGCGCCAGACUAUCCUGCUCCCGGUCAGUACCCUGUGGAGGGAGCCCAGCUAAGCGGCCUGGCGGGGCCGGACUGCCCCAGGAGCUCAGGACUGCAGGAGGCCACCUCGAGCUACGACCCGCUGGCCCUCUCUGAGUUACCCGGACUCUUUGACUGUGAAAUGCUGGACGCUGUGGAUCCACAACACAGUGGGUGUGUCCUGGUGAAUUAACCUCAGCACAGGAAGUGAGGCGGGUCAAGUGAAGGAAGACUGUGUAUUUCUAUUUUUAUUCCAGCCUUUAAAUUUGAAGCUUAUUUUCUUGCCCUCUCCCUAAUGGGAAGAAAUCAAGUCGCCCAACUGGAAUCCGAGGGCCUGGCUGGGGUGGAUGUCGCUUCCUCCUGCCUCUGUCCCACCACGAAGUUUUCUGUGGCAAGUGCUGGGACAUAGUUGUAGGCUACAGCUCAUGCCCUUAGGUUGAGGGGAGCAAGCUCUCGAGGGAGGCACCAACUGUUUCCAUAAGAAGACGACUUUCAGACCUAGGUUUUUGCGGAAUUACACCAGUCAUCAUCAAGGGAAACCUUGGUGAAAGCAGGAAAAACGUGUGCCGUUGCAUAUAUAUGGGCAAACAAAAAAGGCAAUAUAUUUUUCACUGAAGCUGAGCAACAACACGUUGCUUCAAGGCCAAUCAAGAAUACAUAAUGAAAUUCGAUGCACAGGAAAUAAAGGAAAGUUGUACUUUGUCAUUGAAUCAUAAGUUCUUAGCUGCUGAUGCAAGUUGUCCCCAAAGCUGUCGCAAAGCAGUGGAGCGUGAGCUGUUUCAGGGGCCACUAAAUAACAGCUGGUACUGACCCCUGAGACCGGCUGUCGUCUCCAUCUGGGAGCGAACAACACACGUCGUGAGAAGGUACCCCUGGGUUGCUGAGUGUCAGAAUAUACUCAGGGCUCCAAAGAUGUCACCUGUAGAAUCGACAGGAGACCCACUAAUGGAGGCGGGGGGCGAGAAACUCGAGAAGGCGUCAGGAGCACCAGCCCCGGGCCAGGGAAGACAGGCUCUUUCUGCACUGUCUCUUGUGGAGACUUCUGGUUUGGGGGCAGUUGGUCUCCGGAGGCCCUGUCGUCUCUUUUACAGUGUAACAGCUACUCCGACUCACACCAUAUGUUGCUAGUAGUCUAUUGAGCUUUGUGUAUUUGGACAGUUUCAUAUAGGGCUUAGGAAUUUUAAGGACACAGAAAAUGAACUCUUAUGUCCCAUGUGAAGUGGUAGUGCUGUGCCUUUCCCCCCGGAUCAUGCUUUAAUUCUUUCUUUUCUGUAGAAACCAACAGUUUUCCAUUUAUGUCAAUGCUAAAUCCAAAGUCACUUCAGAGUUUGUUUUCCACCAUGUGGGAAUCAGCAUUCUUAAUUUCCUUAAAGUUUUGACUUGUAAUGAAACAUUCACGUAUAACAGCAAUAGUCAAAGAACCACAGAUGUGUUAACCAUUUAAGCAGAUCAUCUGCCAAACGCGUUAUAUUACUAGCAAAACUUAACCAACCCUUACAAUUCAUUCAUCAAAGUAAGUGAAAAAUAGAUGCUAAAGCUACUUAACUAUAAACCUAGAAGUAAUGAGUAAUCUGUCAUUUGGACAGUAACAUCCAGGUGUUACAAAUUCAGUAUUAUUUAUAAAGAUUAUAAUUUCUGUCCUUUAGAAUGGCUUGUCCUAUCAGCAGAUGAAUGCGUUAAGCACAAAGCAUCUUCCUUAAAGCACAAAGAAGAGAGAUACUACACUGAUGCUGCAUCUAGAAAACACCUUUAAGUUGCCUUUCCUCUUUGUAGUAAGUGUCCAGACAGGCGAGGGGAAGCAUGGAAAACCUAGGGAGUUCCAUUCUGGCCCUGCAGCCCCGCCCCUAGCAGUGCUGGUAACUUGCAGCUCUUGUCGCUGGCCAGAGUCUGCCCAGUCGCUGGGGCUCCACGUCGGUGCCAGCAUGCUGUGCAGAGGCCCCGUGCUUGGGGUUGGACUCUGGGUGUCAGCAGGAAAGGGUAGUGUAGGGGCUGUCAUUUCUGUGAUUUAAUAACACAGUGACAGUCCAGGAAGAGUGAAUUAAGUUCCUUCUGUGGAUUGCUUUUUCCUCCUCGUGCUUAAGAUUGAUGAUUUCGUGAAAUAAAGAACAUCAUUUCAUUUAA